AUGCAUUCAAAACAGGAUGCCGAGGGUAAAACACAGUCAAGUAAAACAAAAAAGACGACAGGAAUUAAAGAUAUCACUAAACGAACUCAAGCAGAUGUUCUAGCACGUUUUACUGAUGAACAAUUGGAGGAAUUCCGUGAAGUAUACAAUAUGUUUGAUAAGGAUAAUGCAGGCAUAUUGACAACACAAACUAUUGCAACGGUCAUGAAAUCUCUCGGACAAACGCCAACAGAAACGGAUUUAAUUGAUUUGUUGCGUGAAGUAGACAAAGAUAAUUCAGGCGAUAUUGAUUUUUAUGAAUUUGUCUCGGUUAUUUCACACCGAAUGCAACCUGGUGAAACUCAACAAGAAUUGAAACAAGCAUUUGAGUUAUUCGAUAAAAACCAAGAUGGAUGGAUAACUGCCGAUGAAUUGAAAUUAGCUAUGAUAAGUUUAAAUAUUCAAAUAACAGAUGUUGAAUUGAGACAAAUGAUUGAAUUGGUAGAUAAUACAGAAACUAGACGAGUGUCAUUUGAAGAUUUUUGUCAUGCUGUCAUUUGUGUAAAAGAAAAAAAAUAG
Didymodactylos carnosus is the source of this 558-nucleotide messenger RNA. The record is from the annotation of a GenBank genome assembly. Lineage: Eukaryota; Metazoa; Rotifera; Eurotatoria; Philodinida; Philodinidae.